AGAACCUAAUAUAGCUUUAAAGAAAAGGUGAGAUCGGUCAUUCAUCGCUGUAAUAUGGGAUAUUUGAUUUAAAGGGAUAAACUAAUACCCAGUCCAUAUUAAGAGGUAUAGACAAAACAAAUUUGGAUGUUGGAGAAGAUGAUGGCCAUUGGAUAAUUAGUCCAACGAUGGAUGUUACUGAUAGGUAUGAAUGUGGAGGUGAUGUUCUUCUCUAGGGAAAAUAUACGGAGAUUUGGAAAGCAUCUGAAAUCUUAGACAUUUUUUAUUAUCUAGGAACAACAAUGGAUGCUCUUACAACAGCUAUAUUCAUCUUCUUCUAUGUAUUCUCCCUCUUAAGAAUCUCUGCUGCAGUAGACACCAUAACUGUAAAUCAACCCAUUAGAGAUGGUGAGACCAUCACUUCAGCGGGUGGGACCUUUGAAUUGGGUUUCUUCAGUCCAGGUAAUUCCAAGAAUCGAUACUUGGGGAUAUGGUACAAGAAAGUGGCUCCUCGGGCGGUGGUAUGGGUUGCCAAUAGAGAAAGUCCACUAACUGAUUCAUCAGGUGUUUUAAAGGUCACUCAACAGGGAAUUCUUGUUGUGGUCAACGGUACUAAUGGAAUUCUUUGGAAUUCUAAUUCAUCACGUUCUGCACUGGAUCCAAACGCUCAGCUUUUGGAAUCUGGAAAUCUUGUUAUGAGAAAUGGCAAUGAUAGUGACCCAGAAAACUUCCUAUGGCAGAGUUCUGAUUAUCUAUGCGAUACUCUUCUACCAGGCAUGAAGUUUGGAUGGAACAGAGUAACAGGCCUGGAUCGGUACCUGUCAUCGUGGAAGAGUGCUGAUGACCCUUCUAAAGGUAAUUUUACUUAUGGGAUUGAUCUAAGUGGAUUUCCACAACUAUUAUUGAGGAAUGGUUUAGCUGUAGAGUUUCGUGCUGGACCAUGGAAUGGAGUUGGAUUUAGUGGACUACCUCAUGUAAUAGAAAACUCAGUUACUAAAUUUCAUCUUGUUUCUAAUGAAAAGGAGAUAUAUUUUUCUUAUUCUCUUGUUGACAGCUCUGUUAUAAUGAGGCUUGUGUUAACUACUGAUGGUUAUUCACGAAGGUCUACAUGGACUGAUAAAAAAAAUGAAUGGACUCUUAACAGAAAUGCACAGAGGGAUCACUGUGACAAUUAUGCAUUAUGUGGAGGAUAUGGAAUCUGUAAGACUGCCCAAUCUCAAAUAUGUGACUGUAUGAAAGGAUUUAGGCCAAAGUUCCAAAUCAAUUGGGACAUGGCAGACUGGUCAAAUGGAUGCGUUCGAAGCACUCCACUGGAUUGUCAGACGGAUGGAUUUGUAAAGUUAUCUGGUGUGAAACUGCCAGACACGCGGAACUCCUCGUUUAAUGAAAGCAUGAACCUUAAGGAAUGUGCUUCCCUCUGCUUGAGGAACUGCUCUUGCACUGCUUAUGCAAAUUCAGAUAUCAGAGGAGGAGGAAGCGGAUGCUUGCUCUGGUUUGGUGAAUUGAUUGACAUCAGAGACUUUACUCAAAAUGGGCAAGAGUUUUAUGCAAGGAUGGCUGCAGCAGACUUAGAUGCUUUUUCAAGCACAAAUAGCAGCUCCAAGAAGAAGCAAAAGCAGGUCAUUGUCAUCUCUAUAUCAAUUACCGGAAUAGUUCUUUUAAGUCUAGUCCUGACCUUGUAUAUGCUGAAGAAGAGGAAGAAGCAGCUAAAGAGAAAAAGAUACAUGGAACACAAUUUAGGAGAUGAAGGCCAUGAGCAUCUAGAGUUACCAUUAUUUGACUUGGAUAUAUUAUUGAAUGCCACUAAUAACUUUUUUAGAGAUAAUAAGCUUGGAGAGGGUGGUUUUGGACCUGUGUAUAAGGGAAUAUUGCAAAAAGGACAAGAAAUAGUAGUGAAGAUGCUGUCAAAAACUUCUAGACAAGGAUUAAAAGAGUUCAAAAAUGAAGUUGAAUCCAUUGCAAAACUUCAACAUCGAAAUCUUGUAAAGCUUCUUGGAUGUUGCAUUCAAGGCCGAGAAAGGAUGCUGAUCUAUGAAUACAUGCCCAACAAAAGCUUGGACCGUUUCAUUUUUGAUCAGAUGCGAAGUGGAGUACUAGAUUGGCCUAGGUGCUUCCUCAUUAUCAAUGGGAUUGCUCGAGGCUUGCUUUACCUUCAUCAAGAUUCUAGACUCAGGAUAAUCCAUAGAGAUCUCAAAGCAGAAAACAUUUUACUAGAUAAUGAAAUGACACCCAAAAUUUCAGACUUUGGAAUAACAAGAAUUUUUGGAGGAAAUGAAACUGAAGCAAACACAACGAGAGUGGUUGGAACAUUAGGUUAUAUGUCUCCAGAGUAUGCAAGUGAAGGACUGUAUUCCACAAAAUCCGAUGUUUUUAGCUUUGGUGUUUUGGUUCUAGAGAUUAUAAGUGGGAAGAGAAAUAAAGGAUUUAACAACCCAGACCACGACCUUAAUCUUCUUGGGCAUGCAUGGGCACUCUUUAUAGAAGAUAGGUCUUCAGAAUUUAUUGAUGCAUCAAUGGGGAAUUCCUGCAAUCUAUCUGAAGUGCUACGCUCAAUCAAUUUGGGUCUAUUAUGUGUGCAACGUUUCCCAGAGGAUCGACCAAACAUGCAUUAUGUGGUUUUGAUGUUGAGUAGUGAGGGUGCAUUACCUCAGCCCAAAGAGCCUUGUUUCUUCACUAAUAAGAAUAUGAUGGAAGCAAAUUCUUCGUCUAGUAAUCAACCCACCAUCAUGGUGUUGGAAAAUCUUAGGCUUUUUAUUUUUAUUUUUUAUCUGGGAACAACAAUGGAUGCUCUUACAACAGCUGUAUUCAUCUUCUUCUAUGUAUUCUCCCUCUUAAGAAUCUCUGCUGCAGUAGACACCAUAACUGUAAAUCAACCCAUUAGAGAUGGUGAGACCAUCACUUCAACGGGUGGGACCUUUGAAUUGGGUUUCUUCAGUCCAGGUAAUUCCAAGAAUCGAUACUUGGGGAUAUGGUACAAGAAAGUGGCUCCUCGGACGGUGGUAUGGGUUGCCAAUAGAGAAAGUCCACUAACUGAUUCAUCAGGAGUUUUAAAGGUCACUCAGCAGGGAAUUCUUGUUGUGGUCAACGGUACUAAUGGAAUUCUUUGGAAUUCUAAUUCAUCGCGUUCUGCACUGGAUCCAAACGCUCAGCUUUUGGAAUCUGGAAAUCUUGUUAUGAGAAAUGGCAAUGAUAGUGACCCAGAAAACUUCCUAUGGCAGAGUUCUGAUUAUCCAGGCGAUACUCUUCUACCAGGCAUGAAGUUUGGAUGGAACAGAGUAACAGGCCUGGAUCGGUACCUGUCAUCAUGGACGAGUGCUGAUGACCCUUCUAAAGGUAAUUUUACUUAUGGGAUUGAUCUAAGUGGAUUUCCACAACUAUUAUUGAGGAAUGGUUUAGCUGUAGAGUUUCGUGCUGGACCAUGGAAUGGAGUUGGAUUUAGCGGACUACCUCAAGUAAUAGAAAACUCAGUUACUAAAUUUCAUUUUGUUUCUAAUGACAAGGAGAUAUAUUUUUCUUAUUCUCUUGUUGACAGCUCUGUUAUGAUGAGGCUUGUGUUAACUCCUGAUGGUUAUUCACGAAGGUCUACAUGGACUGAUAAAAAAAAUGAAUGGACUCUUUACACAACUGCACAGAGGGAUCACUGUGACAAUUAUGCAUUAUGUGGAGGAUAUGGAAUCUGUAAGACUGCCCAAUCUCAAACAUGUGACUGUAUGAAAGGAUUUAGGCCAAAGUUCCAAAUCAAUUGGGACAUGGCAGACUGGUCAAAUGGAUGCGUUCGAAGCACUCCACUGGAUUGUCAGACGGAUGGAUUUGUAAAGUUAUCUGGUGUGAAACUGCCAGACACGCGGAACUCCUCGUUUAAUGAAAGCAUGAACCUUAAGGAAUGUGCUUCCCUCUGCUUGAGGAACUGCUCUUGCACUGCUUAUGGAAAUUCAGAUAUCAGAGGAGGAGGAAGCGGAUGCUUGCUCUGGUUUGGUGAAUUGAUUGACAUCAGAGACUUUACUCAAAAUGGGCAAGAGUUUUAUGCAAGGAUGGCUGCAGCAGACUUAGAUGCUUUUUCAAGCACAAAUAGCAGCUCCAAGAAGAAGCAAAAGCAGGUCAUUGUCAUCUCUAUAUCAAUUACUGGAAUAGUUCUUUUAAGUCUAGUCCUGACCUUGUAUAUGUUGAAGAAGAGGAAGAAGCAGCUAAAGAGAAAAAGAUACAUGGAACACAAUUUAGGAGAUGAAGGCCAUGAGCAUCUAGAGUUACCAUUAUUUGACUUGGAUAUAUUAUUGAAUGCCACUAAUAACUUUUCUAGAGAUAAUAAGCUUGGAGAGGGUGGUUUUGGACCUGUGUAUAAGGGAAUAUUGCAAGAAGGACAAGAAAUAGCAGUGAAGAUGCUGUCAAAAACUUCUAGACAAGGAUUAAAAGAGUUCAAAAAUGAAGUUGAAUCCAUUGCAAAACUUCAACAUCGAAAUCUUGUAAAGCUUCUUGGAUGUUGCAUUCAAGGCCGAGAAAGGAUGCUGAUCUAUGAAUACAUGCCCAACAAAAGCUUGGACCGUUUCAUUUUUGAUCAGAUGCGAAGUGGAGUACUAGAUUGGCCUAGGCGCUUCCUCAUUAUCAAUGGGAUUGCUCGAGGCUUGCUUUACCUUCAUCAAGAUUCUAGACUCAGGAUAAUCCAUAGAGAUCUCAAAGCAGAAAACAUUUUACUAGAUAAUGAAAUGACACCCAAAAUUUCAGACUUUGGAAUAGCAAGAAUUUUUGGAGGAAAUGAAACUGAAGCAAACACAACAAGAGUGGUUGGAACAUUAGGUUAUAUGUCUCCAGAGUAUGCAAGUGAAGGAUUGUAUUCCACAAAAUCCGAUGUUUUUAGCUUUGGUGUUUUGGUUCUAGAGAUUAUAAGUGGGAAGAGAAAUAGAGGAUUUAACAACCCAGACCACGACCUUAAUCUUCUUGGGCAUGCAUGGGCACUCUUUAUAGAAGAUAGGUCUUCAGAAUUUAUUGAUGCAUCAAUGGGGAAUACCUGCAAUCUAUCUGAAGUGCUACGCUCAAUCAAUUUGGGUUUAUUAUGUGUGCAACGUUUCCCAGAGGAUCGACCAAACAUGCAUUAUGUGGUUUUGAUGUUGAGUAGUGAGGGUGCAUUACCUCAGCCUAAAGAGCCUUGUUUCUUCACUGAUAAGAAUAUGAUGGAAGCAAAUUCUUCGUCUAGUAAUCAACCCACCAUCACGGUGUUGGAAGCUCGAUAGAAGAUGCUUCGUGUUGUUGUUUUGUUGUCUUUGGACCUGUGACCAUAUAAGCUAAACUUUCGACUACUUUUGGCAACUUUUCACAAUCACACUACUUAGCUCCUAACAAAAGACUCAUCUAAGAUGUUAUGAGGUGAUAAAUCUUUGUUGUUGCUUUUUGUCUGGAUGAUGAUAGUUAUUCAUGGUAUAAGUUCCAUAAUAGAAGUUGUCCAUAUAAGAAAGUUGUUCUUUUAAAAAGUACUAAUUACUUGCACCAUGUUGGGGAAA
Messenger RNA from Vitis riparia (riverbank grape), 5471 nucleotides. RefSeq lists its product as uncharacterized. The record is from RefSeq and is a predicted model, not a curated record. NCBI's taxonomy places the organism in Eukaryota, Viridiplantae, Streptophyta, Magnoliopsida, Vitales, Vitaceae. The transcript has 14 exons. Gene Ontology annotation, molecular function: protein kinase activity; ATP binding. Gene Ontology annotation, biological process: recognition of pollen; protein phosphorylation. Bases 282 to 5204 code for a protein of 1640 amino acids.